Messenger RNA from Xenopus tropicalis (tropical clawed frog), 923 nucleotides. RefSeq names its product lysine-specific demethylase 5A-like. Gene Ontology annotation, molecular function: DNA binding. Lineage: Eukaryota; Metazoa; Chordata; Amphibia; Anura; Pipidae. Gene Ontology annotation, biological process: DNA-templated transcription; regulation of DNA-templated transcription. The record is from RefSeq and is a predicted model, not a curated record. The transcript is spliced from 3 exons. The coding region runs from base 514 to 810 and encodes 98 amino acids. Gene Ontology annotation, cellular component: nucleus.
AUAUAAUAUAGGUACCUUCCUGACACCUGUAGGUAUUUAAACUGUUUAAACGUUUAGCAGAGCUAUUACUUUAACCAUGAAAAUGCUUAAUGCCAGCAGUAACCCCCUAGUGUGUCUCCCCUGCUGAUUUAGUAGCACAGGCAGGGUUUAUAUUAUUUGUACUUCUGAAGGCAAGGUUCAGAAUUACUUCUACAACUUGGAACUUGGGCAGGUACUGCUCCAAAUACAUUGUUCUGAGCAUCCCUUUGCAGGACAAAACUCAUAAUUAUCCUUUAUUUUCUCUUUAUAAAAGGUAUAGAAAAGAAAACCUAGAAUUUCCCUUUAGUUUGCCUGUGCGCUUUAUAGAUUUAUUCUUAGCCCCCUAGAGAGCCAGUUUUGGUUAUUGGCACAGUUACAGCUUAGCUUUAUUGCUUUUAUGUUCCUUUAUCUCAGGACUGGCAGCCGCCCUUUGCCUGCGAUGUCAAAAGCUUCUGCUUCACCCCUCGGGUACAGCGCUUCAACGAACUAGAGGCAAUGACCCGUGUCAAACUCGAUUUCUUGGAUCAGCUGGGAAAAUUUGGGAGCUGCAAGGUUCCGCGCUCAGAAUUCCAGUGGUGGAUGGCAAGCUGUUGGGUGGUUUCCAGUGAGGGGGGAUUUGAGGUUGUCACUAAAGAGAAGAAAUGGUCUCAGGUGGGCAAUCGGAUGGGAUACCAGCCAGGCAAAGGCACAGGCUCUCUUCUGAAGUUGCACUAUGACCGAAUCCUCUACCCCUACGAGCUGUUCCAGUCUGGCGUCAGCCUGAUGGUAAGAAAUGCACCUAGAAUAUUCUAGAGAGAAACCUUCUGUUUCAGUUUUUAGUAAAGGUACCGGUAUAGGACCUGUUAUCCAGAAUGCUCGGGACCUGGGGCUUUCCGGAUAAGGGGUCUUUCCGUAAUUUGGAUCAU